AUGCCGGAAGUUGAAUCCAAUGACGCUUUACGAAUAUUGGAUAUCGGCAAAGGCACUUCAAAAGCGCUUUCUACUGGCUCUGACUCAUGCGCUGGUAGUAUGCUGAACUACUCGGAAAUUGAGGAUGAUGACACACCACUUGAUCAGAAACACUUGAAUCUUGUUCACGAGGAGUUGGAGAAGCUCAACAUUGCUACCGACGUAAUCAAUAAACUUGAAGUUCAACUUGACGGCGCUCGAGCGUGCUUUAGGGAAAUCCAAGCUUGCUGGUCCGAGAAGCUGAAGGAUUUGUCGAAAAAAUACAGUUCAGCGAUCGCUAAAGCUCGACCUUACUAUGAAGCAAAGAUUCAGGAACGCAAACUACGCGAUGAAUCACAACGAGCAGCGAUUCGUUUCGAGAGAGCCACGUCACUUUUGGCCGUUGCCAAACAACAAGUGGCUUUAACUCAAGAUAGUCUUAACCGCGAGACUACAGUACAACCUGAAUGUCUUGAAGUUCUCAACCAUCACAUUCAACGCGUCAAUGAGGCAGAAAAAGAGCGAGUUAUCAGUGGUAAUGAGCACCGUGCGAUUUCCGAACGGUUAAUGACGUUGGCGGAUCAGAUCCGCAAAAUGGAGAAGGACCAACGGUCAUCCAUAAAGAAAUCACGGACGUAUUUCGACCAGCGAUUAGAAUUCACGCGCGUCUUAGAACGUCAGAAAGAGCUGAUAUUAAGACUUGAGGCUGAGGUACGGCAAAAGAAGUGCGACUAUACGACGUCGUUACGGAAUUUAGAACGCAUUUCCGAUUCCAUCCAUGAGCAAAGAAGUUUAGGAGGAUGGUCUGCUCGUGAUCCGCCUGCAAAUCCCCCACCCUACCAACCAACUGCACCACCGCCUUAUGAGGACGAUGACGGAAGAUAUGCUAUCAGCCAUGAAGCGGAUGAUGUGAUCGAUCCAGUGCUUUGUUUGAUGAGCGCAAAUGAUUGUGCCGAUUGGCCGCAACGUCCUGGAGGACUUGGAUCUGGUGUCAUUCUUCUUGCUCAGCAGCUGAUUGGAGGGGGUGGAUCUGAAAAACGAAAGAUGCAGUCGAACGCACAUUCUCCCCACAUGAAUUCUCCGUCACCGUCUGAUGUUAGCUAUCGAACAUUACCGCAAGGUAUAACGAAUUCCCCCAGCGAUUCGUCUGAAGUCUCCUCGUUAGCCAGCGUUCGCACGUCUGGUUUGGGACUCACCGAGGAUGAAGCGCUUUCCGGAAUGCUGCGAAGUCAUUCGACAUUGAUAAAGGAAAUUGAAUCUGCCACUGAUCGAGUGGAUAAUAUGCUUCAUCGCAGUGUAAGUGAUGCGGAACAUGAAAGUAGUAGCGAGAGUACGACGGCAGUCUGA
Ostertagia ostertagi is the source of this 1365-nucleotide messenger RNA. NCBI's taxonomy places the organism in Eukaryota, Metazoa, Nematoda, Chromadorea, Rhabditida, Trichostrongylidae. The record is from the annotation of a GenBank genome assembly.